CUGUAUCCGCACCAGCAGCUCCAGUGCCGCCUGGUUGUUAUAGUGAUAAACUGAGGCCUUGCCUCUUGGCUUCUCCGAGAAAGAAAGGGGCGGGGGUGCGGAGGUUAACCUCUUUGCUUCCCCAGGCAAGACAGAAAGAAGGGAAAAAGAAGGGGGAUGGGUAGGAAAGAGAAAAAUACGUGACAAAGAAAACAUUCUCUGCCUGGGAGGAGACUCCCAGAGGGUAUAGAGCUGGAGGGACAGUCACUGGCCAUGCCAGUACUUACCACUGAUGCUGAGUCAGAAACAGGUAUCCCAAAAUCCCUUUCCAAUGAGCCUCCCUCAGAAACCAUGGAGGAAAUAGAGCACACAUGCCCACAGCCUCGACUGACCCUGACUGCACCUGCCCCAUUUGCAGAUGAAACCAGCUGCCAGUGCCAAGCGCCCCAUGAAAAACUGACCAUUGCGCAAGCUCGCUUAGGAACACCAGUUGACAGGCCUGUCAGAGUGUAUGCAGAUGGAAUAUUCGACCUCUUCCAUUCAGGUCAUGCAAGGGCACUUAUGCAAGCAAAAACACUGUUUCCCAACAGCUACUUAUUGGUAGGAGUUUGCAGUGAUGAUCUCACCCACAAAUUCAAAGGUUUCACCGUGAUGAAUGAAGCAGAGCGAUACGAAGCUCUCAGACACUGUCGCUAUGUGGAUGAAGUCAUCAGAGAUGCUCCGUGGACUCUCACGCCAGAAUUUCUGAAGAAACACAAGAUUGACUUUGUGGCUCAUGAUGAUAUUCCGUACUCUUCUGCCGGCUCUGAUGAUGUUUACAAGCAUAUAAAAGAAGCAGGAAUGUUUGUUCCAACACAGAGAACAGAAGGCAUCUCAACAUCAGAUAUCAUCACCAGAAUCGUCCGUGACUAUGAUGUUUAUGCCCGGCGCAACCUCCAAAGAGGGUACACAGCCAAGGAACUGAAUGUCAGCUUUAUAAAUGAAAAGAAAUACCGUUUCCAGAACCAAGUGGACAAGAUGAAAGAAAAGGUCAAGAAUGUGGAAGAAAGGUCAAAGGAAUUUGUUAACCGAGUCGAAGAAAAGAGUCAUGAUCUAAUUCAAAAGUGGGAAGAAAAGUCAAGGGAAUUCAUCGGCAACUUCCUAGAAUUGUUUGGACCUGAUGGAGCAUGGAAACAGAUGUUCCAGGAGAGGAGUAGCCGGAUGCUACAGGCCUUAUCCCCGAAGCAGAGUCCUGUGAGCAGCCCAACCCGGAGCCGGUCCCCUUCCCGCUCCCCGUCACCCACCUUCUCAUGGCUCCCAAGCAAAACCUCACCCCCGUCCUCGCCCAAAGCUGCUUCAGCCUCCAUCAGCAGCAUGAGUGAGGGGGAUGAGGAUGAGAAGUAAAGGUGGCCAUCAGGCAAGAGCCAUGCCUCGCAGGAUGGGGAGGGGGAUUCUGGGGGAUGCCUGGGUGGUGUCUGAGGGGGAAGAGUCACAGGAGCAGCUGCUCAGCAGGGAGGCCCUGAGUUCUGCCUAGGGAAGGUCUUGGGACCAGUUCUCCCUCACUGUCCACACAGUCUCGCAUGGGCUCGGCAUGGAGGUUUCUGGCUGGAUAACCUGUACAAUCUUCUUAGCAUCAUCUAGAACCACUCUACUUUAACCUUGCUAAGGAAAGGUGCAGAGCAUCUCGGAGGCUCUUUCACUGAGUGGGGUGACUUCUGGUUUGGUCUGUACACCCAUCCCCAUCAAGUAAACCACUUGUGGAUGCGGCUGCCCCCUCAACCUGCUAAUUCUGCCUGUAUAAGGGCCCUGCACGUUGCCUCCUACCACCCGAGCUCUGCCAGAAUAAAUUUAUGUCCAAUAGAGGCGGCAAAGUGCUAUUGAAAUAGUCAAGUUAAAAGACAAAUUCCAGCCUUCUCAGUUCAGCCACUAAGACGAUAUUACAACGCAUCAACUCAUUCCGGUUGCCAGGACCGUGGCUCAGAGACAAAGCCCCAGUUUGGGCCAGAUGUAAAAGGUGAUCUAUUACGCACCUAACCUCUCAAUCAAAGGACAGUUUUGUUGAGGAGAGCUCCAUCUAAGGCCUCAUGUGUUCCUGGCUGUACUUUAUCAUCAUUGGUUUGACUUCACUGUUUUUCAGAAAUUACCUUAACCUAUGGGAACUGCAACAAGGAAAGACAUCCUGUACUGAAAAUGAAAGAGGAGAUGCUUUUGCAUUGACUCCAAAUUUGGCAGAUAAAAAAAUAUCUCCCAAAGCUUCUCUUUAAAUGAUGCUAUUAUGGAAUGGCUUUCCCAUUUCUGACCAGUUAACAGUUUCAUAGACCUCAAAUAACAGUUCUAUGUACCAAACACAUAGUAUACUGAUAGGGGGUGCUACCUGCACAUAUCUGUUCUAUGUAUGCUCCAAAUAUGCUAUCCCAGGGUGUAUAUCAUAUGCAAUAUGAAUAUGUGGUGGUAGCAUUUUCCCAUAUACUCCUCUCCUGUGCUCUACCCUAAUACCCUGCUGAAAUCCUUGAUCUAAAGAACCAUUUGGUUCCCUUGUGACUUGGGCACUUUGUCAUAAGCUCAUGCCUGAUUCCCAUAGAAAUGUUUUGUCCCAACCAGGAAAAUACUGUUGUUCUCAUGGCCUACCAUAACAUUUUUGGGUGAAGGAAGGCUCUGAAGAGUUUUUCUAAGGACUGUGGGUUUCAUUAAUUGAACAAGUCUAGGUAGUGUUGUAGCUAUCUCAGGCACCUAGGUUUGCCAAAUGGGAUGAAGACUUUCAGAGUCCUGCAGAGCUAUGUAAAAUUACUGCUGCCUAGUGUCAUGCUGGAAAUGGGCAGGUAAAUUCAAGGUUUAGAAUCCAACUCUUGGGCAGGUGUAGCUAUUGCUCAGUUAUCCUAGUAAAGUCAGACAGAGCUGGGACCUGAUUGGGCAGGAGCCCCAACCAGCAACUCAUGGGCAGAUCCUAGCACUUUAUGUUGACAGAAGAACCCCUUUUCUAGAGGCCUUAGAAAUCAGCUUUCUGGGAGCAACCAAUGAAGAAAGGUGGCAUGUCUUUCCCCUUUGUGUUAGGGUCGAACUACCUCCCUGCCUACCUGGAAACACCUGGUGUUUAUUAGAAAGCAAAGCUAUAAGGCUAAGCUGGCUUGGGGCCUCCUUGAUCCUGGCACUUUCUCCAGAAUUCUGAAAAGCACUUGUAUAGACAAAGGGUGAGCAGAAAGAUGGCCUGUGAGAAGGAAAAUUCAUUUUUCAGUCGAGGUCCUCCCUUUGCACAUCAUUCUACUGAGAGAGAGGCCAAGGCUCCAUUCUUCCAUACUGACUCCUGCUGAGCACGUCAGUUGAUUGACACAUUUAGCAGUGAAAGAACACGAUGACAAGCCUGGCAAGGGAAGGCAGUAAGAACAGGGGAAAAAAAGGAGAGAAAAGACUCUUGAAGAGAGGGAAGGAAGAUAAAGAAAAUCUUCUCUGUUAAGCCAUUUCAGUACCUCACUUUGUUGGUGAAACUUUCGUGCGGAAACCAUUUAAUGCUCUGAUUCCAAUGACCCAGGGCAGAUAGAUUGACUCUGACUAGUCCUGCUCUAAAGAAAACUCUGGGGUUAAUAUAUCAGGCUGACUAUAAAUUUGCCGGCCAUAUGUAUCAUACUGACAAGUGCCAUGUAUGUGACUCAUCAGAUAGUGUCAUCAUGACUGCCAAUUAUGGGAAAUGACCAAUGCCUGAGAUACUCCAGCAAUGGGCCAAAAUAACCCUUAAGUGGGUUCUAAAUCCCAUCCCCCUAACCUUCAGCAAAACCUCCCUGCCUUCUUGAGAACAUGAGUCUCCUGAGAAGGAGCAGGGUGGAUUCCAUAACCCGGCCUUUGAUACUCUUGGACAUCUCUCCGUUUUUCCCGGCCCCUGUUGCCUAGCUUCCCUGCACCCAAGAGGAGCUGGGCUUGGGCUUUGGGCCAUCCAGUCAACUGCCAUGGCCAAGAGUGAGUUAAGGAUGAAACAGGAUAUAGAGAACGUGUGCUACCAUCUUGGAGAGGUGAGCAGAAGUGAUGGAAAGCAAGGGGCGAGGUGCCUUUUGCUCUAGGAACGGAAGGAGACUUCAGAGAGAGGAGAGUGCCUGGACAGCACCUUAGGAUUGUGGAGGGGGCAGGUAGUGAAGAUGAAAGAAAAUGCGACAGGAUGCGGAUCAAGGGUUAACAUAGCCCCUAACAGGUUAAGGAGAAGGGUUUCUGUUCCAGUACAAACUUCCAAGAUUAGUGGAUAGCCAUGCAGCGGCUGGGGUCCCUGCCUCUCCCGCCAGCACUCCCACAUCUUCCUGACGGGGACACUGGGAUGAAGUGCUGAUCUCCUCCUCCAAGCUAAGCACUGAGGGCAGGACUGCAACAUGCAGUCACACUGAAUGGCUUCAAACUGCUGGGUGCCAGGUCCUUACAAAGACAAAGGCGAGGCAGCCUCACAAGGAGCAAGACACAGACAUCACCGAGCUUCUGACUUGCUCUGCGUGAAAGAGACCCUGCUGUGAGAUUUCUGUCUCUUAGGCUACGAGAUGCUGAUUCCACCCUUUGAGGAAGGAACAAGAACACAAAUUUAUUUUCUCUCCAUCUUCACAACUUAUUUUAGCACCCCGCCAUACCCCAGGGAGAGAUGUGACAUGACGUCACUGGCUCGGCUGAAUCAGAUGAGGUCCUAUCUAGUGAGAUGCACAGGUAUCACGGGCAUCCAUUCAGCACUAGUCCAGGCCAUCUGAGUUGUUUUUUUUUUAAAUCUCACAAGGCAUAUGCAACUUCUCUUCCUCUUGUGACUACUGUCUAGUUUUUUGUUUUGUUUUGUUGUGUGUGCGUGUGUGCGUGAGCGUGUGUGUAUGCAUGUGUGUGUGUGACUGUAAUGUGUCCGGGGACAAAGCCAUAAGAAAAGCAUACAUACUUAAGACUCUGCUGUACAUAGAAGACAAGAAGAUGACUCAUCUGAGUUGAAGCGUGACCUUAUGCCCAAGCAUUCGAUUUGCUCUGGUGCUGAAUAAUGUGAACUACUGGAAUCAGCCCCUCUUCUGGUACUCCCCUCCCUGCCCUGCUCCCAAAUGGAACACAGCAUUCCUGACUUGUUUAUAAAUAAAGGGAUGCAGAAUUGCA
This is a messenger RNA of Cavia porcellus (domestic guinea pig), 5052 nucleotides long. It is a transcript of the gene Pcyt1b, whose product is annotated as phosphate cytidylyltransferase 1B, choline. Lineage: Eukaryota; Metazoa; Chordata; Mammalia; Rodentia; Caviidae. The record is from RefSeq and is a predicted model, not a curated record. Gene Ontology annotation, biological process: CDP-choline pathway. Gene Ontology annotation, molecular function: phosphatidylcholine binding; choline-phosphate cytidylyltransferase activity. The transcript has 8 exons. The coding region runs from base 253 to 1362 and encodes 369 amino acids.